UUAAUUUAAUUUGUUGAAAUGUCGCAGCUUGUGGCUUGUUCUCCGAACUUUUCCGAGGGCUGUCGUGAAGACGUGAUUUCGGCGAUCGCCGACGCUCUGAAAGAAACGUCCGGCUGUUGGCUGUUGGACGCGAAUCCCGACGAUAAGGCGAACCGCACGGUGUACACGGUCGUCGGCCAUCCCGACGCCGUCAUCAACGCAGUAAUAGCCGGUGCGAAAGUCGCCAAACGCCUAAUAAAUAUGGAAAAGCAUGCAGGUGACCAUCCUAGAGUGGGAGCACUCGAUGUGUGUUCGUUUAAGCCUGUGAAGGGAGUGAGUAAGGAGAUGUGUGUCGAGUGCUCGUGUUCAUUUGCUGAACGUCUGGGCAGGGAGUUGGCAGUGCCCGUCUAUUUGUACGAGAUGUCGAGCACACAGGAGCACAGGAAGACACUGAAUCAGAUCAGAGCGGGAGAAUACGAAGGCCUACCAGACAAAAUUGUCAAGCCCGAGUGGCGACCUGACUAUGGGCCUCCUCGUUUUGUUCCUUCGUGGGGAGUGACAGUGACUGGAGCUCGAUGUUACUCUCUCAAUUUUAAUAUUAAUUUGUUGGCAACGAAGGAACAGGCGAAUCGUAUUGCGUUGAAUAUAAGAGAAGAGGGGAGAUCACCAGAUCAGCCUGGAAGGUUGAGAGCUGUGAAGGCUCAAGGACAGAUGAUUCCUGAGAGACGAAUGGCCCAGAUUGCUGUCACGGUGAUGGAUCAUGAGACGACACCCAUUCACGUUGUUUAUGAGGAAUGCUUGAAAGAUGCAAAGGAGCUAAGGAUUGCUGUUGUCGGGUCUCAACUUGAGGGGAUGGUACCUCUCAGUGUUCUUCUCGCUGCAGCAAACUUCUACAUUCAUAGAGAUGAUUUGUUCAUCAUCGAUGAAGAUCAGAAACUUCGACUGGCUAUUGAAAGACUCGGACUGGAUUCCUUAGAAAAGUUUGAUCCAAAAUCUCAGAUCAUAGAGUAUGUGAUCGAGCAGGGCUCAAGUGGGGCUGUACUCUCUAUGCCUGUUCGUGGGUUCGUCGAAGCUGUGGCUGCACGAUCGUACACGCCAGGAGGUCUUGCAGUGGCUGCUACUGCUGCAGCAUUGGGCUCUGCACUGGCUACUAUGUCAGGUUGGAUGACAUUCGGGUUGAAGCGAUUCGAAACUCUGGAAGUAACAAUGAGGGAACUCAUCCCUCCAUUGACACGUUCAACUGAGGAGCUUAUGAAAUUGAUGGAUUUGUCACACAACGAGAACACGACAUCAAGAAGUCAAUCAGCCAAUGUUGACAGCGAUGAGUUCCAGCUUCCUAUUCGGGUUAUGCGAGCCGUCAACCAGUGCUGGUCGCCAUUUCUUCAACUUGCUAAACAUGCAAGCAUCGCAUGCAAACCUGACAUGCAGAUCGGUGCUAAGAACUUGGAAACGGGGGCGUGGUCAGCACUGCAGAUGCUUUUGUCUGCUGCUCAGGACAUCACGAAUUUUGAGCAGAGAAGCAAGAUCACAUCAGAAGCUCGAGGAGAGAUGCAGCACUGUGAGGAAAUGUGCAGAGAGGUCUUACGCCUACUAGAGCAGAGGACGAGAUAAAUUUACGAACACCACUACAACACAUUGUUUGACAGCUAACCAAUGCCUCCCACCUUCAGUUGUAGGUAAAGAACGCAUAUUGCAAUGAACACUGUGUGAUAUUUUCCAUUAAUGUUCGUCCAUGGGCACAUCUAGUACCAUUUGUGUUGAAAUUUUAAUUUAAAAUUUUUUGGUAUUUUGAA
Molecule: messenger RNA, 1772 nt
Organism: Corticium candelabrum
Lineage: Eukaryota; Metazoa; Porifera; Homoscleromorpha; Homosclerophorida; Plakinidae
Product: formimidoyltransferase-cyclodeaminase-like
Exons: 12
Coding region: 19-1590 (523 amino acids)
Molecular function (GO): transferase activity; folic acid binding
Source: RefSeq, a predicted model, not a curated record